UACUACACAAGCUUGAUUCCGCCUGCAAACGGAUCCGAUUGGUUGGGAUUCCACACCUUUGUUAAGGCCUUGAACACUCAAAUUCGGAUCAUAGGAACCAUUGUGAUCAAAUUGGAUCCAACAAACGGUGGUGGUCAAGAAACGAAGAAGAUGCAGCAGAAAAUCAACGAUCAACCUAAGUAUUCAAAACGAGAAAAGGCCUUGGUCCAAAGAGACAAAGGCCUUGAGGAAGACAAGAAA
Messenger RNA from Thlaspi arvense, 240 nucleotides. The record is from the annotation of a GenBank genome assembly. NCBI's taxonomy places the organism in Eukaryota, Viridiplantae, Streptophyta, Magnoliopsida, Brassicales, Brassicaceae.